CUUCUAAAAAACCCACUCUCUACUUUUGUGAAAAAUCAUAGCGCUAAAAUCAGAGCGCCAAAAUUAGUGUUAAAACAAAUUAUGCUCAUAAGUGAAAAAGUUAGAGCGGUAAGUGAAAGUUUUUCCCUCCCAAAUUCAUCAAAUCUUAACCCUAACCCGUUUUUGUUUUCAAUUAAUCAGAUGUUGAAUCUUUCUUGUUUUCUCACAAACCAUAACCCUAAACGCUCGUGACUCCUAUUUUUCGUUCUUUUGCUCGAAAACGCCUGUGAAAAUCCUAUUUCCGUUCUUCAGAAGAUGAAUCUUUAACGAUGUCCCGACACGCUAGCUACUCGUGAUUUCGUUCUUUUGCUCUGUAACCAGGGUAAGAGUCUUUUGGCAGAUUCUAACACAAAACAACUAGAGUCCAUUUCUCUAUCUCAAAGGAUCGGAUAUCCGAAGUAUCAGCAUGAGUUCAGACCUUACUGAAGCUACUACUUUUUCUGCCCAACUGACACUAUACCAGUCUCCUCGUAAACCCGAUGGACAAGGAAUGGACAAAGUUAAACCCCGUGAGUAAAGAGUAUCAAAAUGGUCUUGAUUUUUUUCUAGAUUAUGCAUACACCAAAGGAAAACCCCGCGGAAAAGAGAUUUCGUGUUCUUUGAUAUAAUGGUUCAUUUGCCAAUACAUCUAGUGAAUGAGGUAAGAAGGGGAGGACCUGUUCAAUUUCGGUGGAUGUACUUUCCAGAAAGAUAUCUAGGAAAAUUAAAGGGUUAUGCCCAAAAUAUAGCUCAACUGAAAUGGAGACAUCGAAUGGGGAAUAAAGGCUUUGCUGUUAUAAGAGAAAAAAUGCGUGAAAGUAAUGAAAAUAAAGAACCUCCGACUCAAGCUGAAAUGUUCAUUGCUACUCGACAAAGUAGGAAAGAAAAGAAUUUGGAUCAAGAGACUAACCAUGCAAUUAUAAAGCUUCAAGAUUUGAUUGAAAAUCAAGGGCAGUCUUCUUCAGAAGCUUUUCAAAGUGUAUUUGGAAAACAAAAACCUGGGAGAUUGCGUUGUCAUGGGAGAACGACAACACCGACUCUCUUAAAAAGAAAUGAAGAAAUUGCAAAACUUAAAAGAGAUCAUGCUGCUGAAGUUAGACAUGUGAUACAAGAGAUGGAGGAGAAACGUCGUCAAGAUAAGGAGGAAAUAGAAAGAAAAAUGCAGCUUCUUCUUAAGACCGUUCUGAAUCAAAACACCUCAGAUUUGGAUAUAGAGGCUCUGGCAGCAUUGAUAUCAGCUCCUACAACUGAUGCUAAUAGUGUCUUACGUUCUUCUGCAUCAACACAUGCUCCAACUAAUGAUCAAAUCAUGAAUGAUGAUAUGAAUGAAGAUUUUCAAUCAUUCGGAGAUGAAGAAACAUAGAUGUAGAUGUUUAACUUUUCCUAGAGAUUCAAGAUGUUAUUUUGAUUAGGAAGAUGAUUAACAUUAUAGAGUUUAAGUUUACUUUUGGAGAUUCAAGAUGUUAUUUUGAUUACGGAUGAUGAUUAACAUUAUAGAGUUUAAGUUUAGUUUUGGAGAUAAGAUGUUAUCUUGACUACGGAUGAUGAUUAACAUUAGAAUUUUUACAUUAAAGAUGUUAUUUUGGUUAUGAAUCA
Messenger RNA from Vicia villosa (hairy vetch), 1614 nucleotides. RefSeq lists its product as uncharacterized. NCBI's taxonomy places the organism in Eukaryota, Viridiplantae, Streptophyta, Magnoliopsida, Fabales, Fabaceae. The coding region runs from base 647 to 1381 and encodes 244 amino acids. The transcript is spliced from 6 exons. The record is from RefSeq and is a predicted model, not a curated record.